Capsicum annuum is the source of this 3131-nucleotide messenger RNA. RefSeq lists its product as uncharacterized. Gene Ontology annotation, molecular function: zinc ion binding. NCBI's taxonomy places the organism in Eukaryota, Viridiplantae, Streptophyta, Magnoliopsida, Solanales, Solanaceae. The record is from RefSeq and is a predicted model, not a curated record. The transcript is spliced from 6 exons. Bases 164 to 2323 code for a protein of 719 amino acids.
GAUGAAUAAGCAAAACCUCCUUCUCCACAUUUUCAGCUGCCGCUCUAUACCUCACCCUUAUUAUUACUCCCUCCCUCCCCAACCAAAAAUAAUUCUUCAAAAAAUCAUCUUUAAUUUUUUUUAAUUCUCUACAAGAAUUUGUCUUAUGGGAAUAUUUUAGAAGAUGGCGAUAGUUGAGUCCGUUCUUGAUCUCCCCGUGCAAGAUCCACCUGGUGAAGACUUCUCAGCAUCUGAUUUGAGUUGGACCAAGAUCGGAAAUGAAGAACAUCAUGAUGAUGUUUCCCUUAUUCCUUAUGAUCGAGUUGAUGCUUUUAUCAUUGGAGAGUGUUGUAAUGUGGAAUUCCCAACAAGGUUUCACAUUGAGAGGGGAAGGAAAAGAAGCAAAGGCAGUUUAAAGGAGUAUAAACAUGAUGAGUAUUUGGAAUACAGGAUGUAUUGGUGUUCCUUUGGCCCGGAAAACUAUGGAGAAGGUGGUGGUAUUUUACCAAGUCGACGAUAUCGGCUUAACACUCGAAACCGUGCCGCUAGACCCCAGUCCAUGAGGGGCUGCACAUGUCAUUUUAUAGUGAAGCGUUUGUAUGCCCGCCCAUCUCUUGCACUUCUUAUAUAUAACAACAGGCGUCAUGUUAACAGAUCUGGUUCUGUAUGCCACGGGCCACUUGAUAGAGAUGCUAUUGGCCCUGGUGCGAAAAAGAUUCCUUACAUUUGCAAUGAGAUUCAACAGCAAACUAUGUCUAUGAUCUAUCUUGGCAUUCCUGAGGAGAAUGUUUUAGCAAAGCAUAUAGAGGGUAUUCAACGCUACUGUGGUUCCGAUGCCAAAGUGAAUAGCCUUGCUGCUCAGUAUGUCCACAAACUUGGCAUGAUUAUUAAAAGAUCUACUCAUGAGUUGGAUCUAGAUGAUCAAGCUAGCAUAAGAUUGUGGGUCGACCGCAAUAAGAAGUCAGUUUUCUUUUAUCAGGAUUCAUCAGAAAAUGAUCCAUUCAUCUUAGGUAUCCAAACUGAAUGGCAAUUACAGCAAAUGAUUCGUUUUGGGCAUCGUAGUCUCAUUGCAGCUGAUUCAACAUUUGGUAUAAAGAAACUUAAGUAUCCUUUGUGCACACUUCUUGUGUUUGACUCAAGACAGCAUGCCCUUCCUGUUGCUUGGAUCAUCACCCGCACAAUUGCCAAGCCUGAUGUGAGUAAAUGGAUGAAAGCUCUACAUGAUCGUGUCCAUGCUGUUGAUCCAACAUGGAAAGUCAACGGUUUUCUAAUCGACGAUGCUGCAGCAGAAAUUGACCCCAUAAGGGAGAUAUUUUCAUGUCCGGUUCUAUUUUCACUUUGGAGGAUCCGUAGAUCAUGGUUGAGAAAUAUCAUCAAGAAAUGUAGUAAUAUUGAGGUUCAAAGAGAGAUAUUUAAGCGUCUAGGAAACAUAGUGUACAGCAUUUGGGAUGGAAGUGAUCUUUUUGUUGCUUUAGAAGAAUUUUCUCAAGAUUUUGCUGAUCAAAUGGCCUUCUUGCAGUAUUUCAAAGCCACAUGGGUGCCUAAAUUUGAAAUGUGGCUUACUACAAUGAGGACGUUACCUCUUGCGAGCCAGGAAGCAUCUGGUGCAAUCGAAGCAUAUCAUGUGAAGCUGAAAGUCAGACUAUAUGAUGAUUCACAUCUUGGAGCACUCCAGAGGGUUGAUUGGUUAGUUCACAAAUUGACGACUGAGUUACACUCUAGUUACUGGCUUGACCGAUAUGCAGAUGAGAGUGAUUCUUUUCAAAAUGUGAAGGCGGAGUAUAUUGCCACUACUUCUUGGCAUAGAGCUCUGCAGAUUCCUGACGCUGCUGUAACCUUGGAUUCCACGGAUAACUCCUUUGCAAAAGUUUUGAGCCAGAAAGACAGCAGUAUAGCACGACUAGUUUGGAAUCCUGGCUCGGAAUUUGCCCAUUGUGAUUGUGAAUGGUCAAUGCAAGGAAAUCUGUGCAAGCAUGUUAUUAAAGUCAACAUGAUAUGUGGGAAUCUUCAAUCUUAUCGACCUUCUAUGUCAUUUCAAUCAUUCAGUGAGAUUCUAGAUAGUCUAUCAAAAAAACCGGUGGAUGAUUCAAUUGCGAUGGAUUUGUCAACAGCAUGGACGCAUCAGAUGCUUGAUCAAAUUCAGAAGCUUGUUGAGCUAAACCAGUCUAAUGAUAUUGGCACCAUAGUAAACAAUAUGCCUUUGAAAUGGGUUGCUAGAAAGGGCAGAACUUCAGUUGGCAGGCCAUCAGCUCGUGCUCUUCUUCCCUCCAGUACCAACAAUAAUAUAAGUAGUUCUGCUGCUAAAAAGAGUCAAAAGCGGAAGAGAUUAUCAAGAAUAUUCUGAUUGCUUGUGGAAGACGGACAAAUUCCUCCGGAGCUUUGUAUGGGUGCUAAACAGCUAUCAGCCCCGUCCAUUUCAUUUGGCAGACGGCUAUUCUGCGAUUACUUCCUUGAUCAUACCCCCGUUGGUUAAAACGGCUGUUUUAACCAACAUUAUGCGGCCACCACUCAGACACUCGAUGCCAAUCCUUGUGUAUCAAGCGAUUGACUGGUUUCAAGAACUGAUCAGAUAAAUUUGCUUAUCCAGCAAGAAACCUUCCCUACCGGUGAAUGUAAAGGCCAGGCUUCGUUGGUGGAGAUGCAACGUGAUUUUAUGGCUACUUCAUAAACAUAUCUGAUUGAGUUCACUUCUAGCUUUGAGAUGAAUAAUUUUUUACCUUUGAACUCGGGAGGUUUUCGGCUAUACAAACAGAUUUGGAUGCAGAAAUUUUGUCGAAAAUGAGCAUAUCACUAUGGAUAACUAUCUUAUUGUUUGAACACACAAUUGAGGCUUACAAACAUUAGGAUGAUAUACAAUGUACAUAUGCUUGUAUAUGGAUUUUGCUUCAGAUUCAGUUGAGGAAACAGCAGGUCUGCUUAGUUGAACACAUUGAUUUAGACACAGUAUUUCUUGGUCUAUAAUAAUAUUUCACUAUGACGGCCAAUUUUUCAUGUUAUGUUGUAUUAUAUGUUCUCUAUAAUAACAUUUUGCUAUAGCAGUCAAAAAAAAUCUGAAUAAACAACACCAUUAUAGAGAGAUUUGACCAUAUCUGUGUCCCUUUUGGAACUGGUUCUUUCAAUAAAAAAAAAAGAUUAAGAUUUGGCUUUUGUAA